Sceloporus undulatus (fence lizard) is the source of this 5255-nucleotide messenger RNA. RefSeq names its product beta-galactosidase-1-like protein 2. Bases 16 to 2103 code for a protein of 695 amino acids. Gene Ontology annotation, cellular component: vacuole. Gene Ontology annotation, biological process: carbohydrate metabolic process. NCBI's taxonomy places the organism in Eukaryota, Metazoa, Chordata, Lepidosauria, Squamata, Phrynosomatidae. Gene Ontology annotation, molecular function: beta-galactosidase activity. The transcript has 20 exons. The record is from RefSeq and is a predicted model, not a curated record.
ACCCGGCUCCCUCCAAUGGCGUCCGAGCGCCGGGCCCGCCCUCCUCCAAUGGGAGGAGCCGGUCUUGGUAACGGUGCGCCAAUGGUGGGAGAAGCCGGAGUCCUUGGUAACCAGGCCGGGGCCCUUCCAGGGAUGUGGACCUGCGGCGGACGGAGGCGGCGGAGGGUCCUGGGGGCCGUCUUUUUGGUCCUGCUGGCCGCCGUCGUCGUGCGAAGGUAUUAUCCGUGCCUUCCCGUUGUUUCAGAGGCCUGUGGGGAUGAUGUGGUUCAGAGGUUGAACUUAACUGAUUUGGUCCCCAUGAGGUUGAGGGGCAGGAUCCUGGGCUUACAGGCCAAAGACUCCCAAUUUGUACUGGAGCAGAGGCCAUUCCGCAUUUUGGGUGGUUCGGUGCACUAUUUCCGUGUCCCACGAGAAUACUGGAAGGACCGCUUGAUGAAAAUGAAAGCAUGUGGCUUGAACACUCUCACAACGUAUGUCCCUUGGAAUCUUCAUGAGGCAGUAAGAGGAACGUUUGACUUCAGUGGAAACUUGGAUCUGCAGGCUUUCAUUAAGACAGCGGAAGAAGUUGGGCUGUGGGUGAUUCUCCGCCCAGGACCUUAUAUCUGCUCUGAGUGGGACCUUGGUGGUUUGCCUAGCUGGUUGCUCCAAGACCCUGAAAUGCAGUUGAGAACAACGUACCGGGGUUUCACAGAGGCUGUGGAUAACUACUUUGAUCACCUGAUGCCCCAGGUGGUUCCUCUUCAGUACAAGUAUGGUGGUCCAAUAAUUGCUGUGCAGGUGGAGAAUGAAUAUGGCUCCUAUGCCCAAGAUCCAAGUUACAUGAAUUAUAUCAAAAUGGCCCUGCUAAGCAGGAAGAUUGUGGAGCUCCUGAUGACCUCAGACAAUCACGAGGGACUGGCCUCUGGCAUUGUGGAAGGAGCCCUGGCCACACUUAACUUUCAGAAGCUGGACCCGGCUAUCAUGCUCUUUCUCAACACAGGGCAGCAGUAUAGCAUGCCAAAGAUGGUGAUGGAAUACUGGACUGGAUGGUUUGAUAGUUGGGGAGAACUUCAUCAUGUCUUCGAUGCAGAUGACAUGGUACAAACAGUUGGAAAAGUCGUGAAGAUGGGAGCAUCCAUCAACCUCUACAUGUUCCAUGGAGGCACAAACUUUGGCUUUCUGAAUGGCGCCCAGCAUUUUCAAGAGUACAAACCAACCAUCACCAGCUAUGACUAUGAUGCUGUGCUCACCGAGUCAGGAGACUACACCUCCAAGUUCUUCAAGCUGCGACAGCUUUUCACAGAAAUGCUGGGGACCCCUUUACCUGUGCCUCCUGUAAUUUCAAAUAAGGCAUCAUAUGGGGCAAUCCUGAUGCAGCAGUAUGUUUCUCUCUGGGAGGUGCUGCCAUCUCUGGUAAAGCCCUUCAAGUCAGAGCAUCCUAUUAACAUGGAGAAUGUCCCAGUGAAUGAUGGCAAUGGACAGGCCUUUGGGUAUACACUCUAUGAGACUGUCAUACCUGGCGGAGGAACAUUAUAUUCUCAUGACCAUGUCCGGGACAGAGCCCAGGUGUUUGUUAAUACUCAGUGUACUGGCCACCUCGAUUACAACACACAACAACUGGCAAUCCCUAAUGGAGAGGGAUACAGGAAACUCCGGCUCUUAGUCGAGAACUGCGGGCGAGUCAAUUAUGGGGAGCAUCUCAAUGACCAGCGAAAAGGCUUAAUUGGUGACAUCUCUCUCAACAAAACCUCCUUAAGGAACUUCAAGAUUUACAGCCUGGAGAUGAAACCCAGCUUCAUGGAAAGUCUACGUGGAUUCACUCCUUGGAGCGCCGUCCCUGACAGUGCAGUAGGGCCUGCUUUCUUCCGAGGGACCCUCCAAGUGCAGCAUUCGCCUCAGGAUACUUUCUUGAAGCUUGAGGGCUGGGAAAAAGGAGUUGUGUUUGUUAAUGGGCAGAAUCUUGGUCGCUACUGGAAGAUUGGUCCUCAAGAAACACUGUACCUCCCAGGGACGUGGCUCCAGGAGGGUUACAAUGAGAUUGUUAUUUUUGAAGAGCGUGCUGCAGGCCGGAUAAUCCAAUCCACGGACUUGCCUUUCCUAGGGAAGAUCCAGUACGUGAGCUGAGUCUAGACGGUGGUCUCCUGGCUGCUCAACCCUCUAACUGUUCAUCUUAAGCACUGGUUGAGGGUAUGCUUCGGAAAUCAGUUCAUGGGGCACAGAAGUCUGGAAGCAAGCAAGCCUCCUCCUCCUCUAUUAGAUCCUUUUGAAAGACAUGCCCCUUUGUCAACACAUUUCAUGGGUGUGGGUGACAUUUGAUCCGUUAAGGCUCACCUUGUCCAUGAAUUUAGGAGGAUGACUCUGAAUCCUUGAUGUGAGAAAGAAUUCCCAAAUAUCUAGGAAUCUUUUCCUAGAGAAGUUCAACUCUACCACUUGUUUUCCCCCAGUUGUAACAAAAGAAGCGGAGGACCUCACAAAGGGGUCAGUUUGCAAGGGCUGUCAAAGGAUCUCAUGGAUUUAUGAAGUUCAUCUCCAGUGAUUCAGCUUGAACUGGGCACCUUCUUGUUCACAGUUGGGAGAGAAACAGUCUCAUUGCCCCCUACAUAAUCUGGCACAUACUGGACUUUCUAGACAGCUUGUUACUGUGAAGAAUAGAUUGUCUUUUAUUCCUUUCUCAGGUGCCUAGUUUGGUCCUUGGGUGGGACGGGUAGAAAUGUUAUCUUUACAUAUAUGCCUCAGUUUGGUAGUUCAACCCCAGGAUGUAUAUUGUUAUUUGUAUUUAAAGAACCACAAUACGUCCUCUAAAUCCCAGCAAUGGACAGGGAGACCUGUGCAAGAAAUGAGAGGAGGUGGCACUUGGGAGUGUUGGCACUUGAGAAUUGUACUUUAUGUAUAACCUCAAGCACACAGAAUAUACCACAGGGAGGCAAGUUCAGUGUUGUCUGUGGGACAUGUAGAGCAGCUUGUCACAGGUACCUCUGCCAUCACAUGGAAAAAACCAAUGACGCCACAAGUUAAGCUGCUUCAGUCAGUGGCAAGGCUGCAUGCGGUUUUAGGAAAGGGAUGCCCCCAGCAAAAACUUAAGUUCAUAUACAUCCUGACAGCUACAAACAUGCAGGAAUCCUGUAGUUACGCGUGUUACACCUAUGGGAUGUAUGGUAAUUUCCCCUCUUUAGACACCUAUGAGAAGCUUAGGACCCCAUCUAUUCAUGAUCUGGAAGAUGUCAACAGAAUUCUGGGCAUUCUUACAUCCAAUAGGAAAGGAAGUGAAUAGUGGUGUAUAGUUGAACAUGUAGUGCAUUUAUGUGAAGGGAACUGUGGGGGGAUGAGAUGUCCUGCUCCUCCUUCUCCUCUUCUUCUUUGGGCUCUCUCUGCAUUAUAGUAACCAGGACAUCUGUUCCCCGCCUGGCAUUCUUCACAUGUGGACUGCAAUUCCCCCCCCCCCAUCCCCAGCCAGUAUGUCCACUAGUUUGCUGGCUGUGGAUGAUGAGAGCUUCAAUCCAAAACAUCUGGAGACCACCAAGUUGGUGAAGGCAGAAUUAGAACAGGAGGGUAAAUGUAGCUUGCCUGAUUUCUUUAAUAUAGCACGAAAAUUUCUUACACCCCCAGAUAGUACAGUCCAAAAUUGGGAUUGUGCAGUCCAGAGGUCUGCUGCCUUGUUUUGGCUCUCCUGGAAUAGACUGGCAGGACUUUAUGUGUAGUCCGCACACUUCUAUGCCAUAUGAAGGGAGUGAGGCUUUCUGACUGUUCUCAGCCAGUCUUCCUCCAUUCUUUGUUGGCAUCACUGAGAGUAGGGCAGAAAUAAAAGUCAUGAGAGUUGGCUUGAUAGGGGAAACACUUCUUUUCACAUGCCUUCCCCUGAAUCCAAAAUAUUCUGAGAAGCUACUGCAGUGUGUCCACAUGGGAGGGAGUGCCCAUUUUGCAGCUGGAACUUGAAUUUUCAACAUGAGGCAGUCAUUUGUCCAUGGUCACUUUCCAUUGAUGAAAAGAGGAAGAUUAUGGAAAAGCAUGAGGCAGAGUAGACAACAUGGCACCCUCCGGAUGUUGUGAAGUCCCCUGAAUCACAACCAGCAUGGCCAGUGGCUCGGGACUGUGAUCCCACAAUAUGGUGGGCCUCAACUUGUCUCCCCGCAGCUGAAAGGAUAUCCUGAGUUCUUGCUUUUCUUCCAAUUUUUAAAUAACUCAAAGAGCUUUUCUGUACCCUUAUAGGGUUUAUCCACAAGCUGUACGCUGCAGUAGUCCAAGUGCUUGAGACCAACAAAAGCUCCAUCAGUGCUGGUUUUGGGAAUAUUUCCUUCUCAAGAUGCCAUACUCAGGUCCUCCUUAUAACUGGUAGUGAUUUCCCACCUCCCCCUUCCACUCCCCCAUCCCAGCCACUUGGUUUAAAAAAAGAAAUUGAAUAGGGCACCCAACAUUUACUUACCUGUUUAGGAAAUCAUUUCAUCCUGUAAUCCCAUUUCCCUUCUUGGCAUACCUAACCCAGCAUGGCUUGCAGGCACAAGAAAUUUUGAGGGGCGUCUGGCUGUUAAAAACCAUAUUUAAUUUUAUUUAAGAAAUUAAACACAGUUGAUUUAAAACUUGAGAACAGACAGUGCAGCUUCAAAAUAAAAAUAAACCCAUUGUCUAUCUGGAUUAUGUGCUGCCCACCCGUGGAAACGCGGGUGGCUCUCAGAGGCUCAAAGGCAACAGUGCCCCUGUUAACACCCAUGACAGAAACCUGGGCACUCAGAGGCCUGCAGUCAACAAAAGCACCUUUGCAAAAUAAAAAGGGAAUUUCUUAGGAUGCAUCUUUUCGAUUUAUUGUAAAAAAAAAAUUGUUCAUGAUUCACCACAAUCUGGCAGGGUUAUUGUUGCUGUAAAUAAAAGAGACAAGACAUGCUAAUAAGAGGAGAUGGCAGUUGGAAACCACUCUUGCAUUGUGAAAACUCAAGUCAUUAUAUAUAUAUAUAUAUAUAUAUAUAUAUAUAUAUAUAUGCCUCUCGUUUCCCUUCGAUAAGCUUGAUCUGGAUUGUGUUUCUUCAAGCCUCUGACUCCACCUCAUAAUGGAGUGAAGAGCCAGCGCAAGACAUUAUGAAUUGUCCAGAUUUCAUACUGUUGAGUUUUGAAUUUAGCCCAACAUUUUUCCCUCCGGGAAAAAAGGUUUUUCACAGUUGGAAACUAAAUAGCCUUAUUGGUUUUAAGGCAUGUUGGUUUGGUUUUCUCCCCUCCACUGGAUUGUUUAAUAAAUAGUGCCAUAAAUGGAGAAAGAAAAUAAAAAUGGUCUCUAUUAUUGUUACGAA